AACCUCCUCCACCCUCCCUCUGCCGCGCCUCUCCCUGAGUACAAAACAGCCAGCAUCCAAAAGUCCCGCUUCAUCCUGACCCACUACGGGAUGCUCAAGACCUGCUGGGACUUGGUCAUCCUCCUCGCCACCUUUUACGUCGCCGUCAUGGUCCCCUACAACGCCGCCUUCGUGGACCAGGCGCAGCAGGACAAGGCUACCAUCGUGCCGGACGUGGUGGUCGAGGCUCUGUUCUUUGUCGACAUCAUUCUCAACUUCCGCACCACCUUCGUCAACAAGAAGGGCGAGGUGGUGCUUAGUCCCAUCCGCAUCGCAACGCACUACUUCAAGGGAUGGUUUGUCCUCGACCUCUUGGCGGCCUUGCCCUUCGACUUUCUCCUCGCUGCCGACGUGUACAGCUCCGCCACCAACAUCCACCUGCUGAAGUUGACGAGACUGCUUCGGUUGGCGCGUCUCCUGCAGAAAAUGGACCGUUACUAUCAGUACUCGGCUCUCAUCCUAACGCUGCUCAUGCUCUCCUUCACCCUCGUUGCCCACUGGCUGGCCUGCAUCUGGUACGCCAUCGCCGAGCCGCAAGUUAAAACGUGGGAGGAAGGAGAGCCUCGGACCGGGUGGAUCUUCGACUUGGCACACCGGCUGGAGACUGAAGUGCGUAACGUUACCAUCAUGCAGAAGUACGUGACAGCUCUCUACUUCGCCUGCUCAUCUCUCACAUCUGUCGGGUUCGGCAACGUGUCGGCCAACACCAACCCCGAGAAGAUAUUCAGCAUCGUCACUAUGUUAAUUGGAGCACUCAUGCACGCCACUGUCUUCGGCAACGUGACUUCCAUCAUCCAGAGGAUGUACCUGCGUCGCUCCCUCUACCAGACUAAGUGGCGGGACCUGAAGGACUUUCUCGCCAUUAACCAGAUCCCGAAGGAGCUGCGUCAGAGGAUGCAAGACUACUUUCAAACUAUGUGGAGCCUCAAUCAGGGCAUAGACAUCCAUGAG
Messenger RNA from Eriocheir sinensis (Chinese mitten crab), 990 nucleotides. Its product is annotated as potassium voltage-gated channel subfamily H member 8-like. The record is from RefSeq and is a predicted model, not a curated record. Gene Ontology annotation, molecular function: voltage-gated potassium channel activity. Gene Ontology annotation, cellular component: membrane. Gene Ontology annotation, biological process: regulation of membrane potential; potassium ion transmembrane transport. NCBI's taxonomy places the organism in Eukaryota, Metazoa, Arthropoda, Malacostraca, Decapoda, Varunidae.